Molecule: messenger RNA, 1155 nt
Organism: Rhipicephalus sanguineus (brown dog tick)
Lineage: Eukaryota; Metazoa; Arthropoda; Arachnida; Ixodida; Ixodidae
Product: juvenile hormone acid O-methyltransferase-like
Exons: 3
Coding region: 123-1010 (295 amino acids)
Molecular function (GO): S-adenosylmethionine-dependent methyltransferase activity
Source: RefSeq, a predicted model, not a curated record
CCUGGCGCUUUCCGCCCUCCGAGACACGUAUCCCGUUUUUUCACACACAACGUAAGAAUGUAGAAAACGUUCAAGGUGGCGUAAUAAACUCUGGAAGACAGCAGAUAACAUGUGAACAAAAAAUGGGUGGCAGUUGUGACCUCGACCCAGAAGCGUUCACUUGGUUGAAAGUUUACACCUACAGAGACCAUUUAGCUGCCUUAGAUAGUGUGCAGUUUCGUCAACCCACUAACGCUGAAUGUCAGCACCUUGACGUUGGUUGCGGACCGGGAAACUUUCUUUCGGACUGCUUGCUUCCGCGGCUGCGUCCGUUCAGACGCGUCGUGGCUAUAGAUGUAUCGCCAGAUAUGCUUCAACACGCCCGACGCCACUAUCCGCAGCGAGAACUCUCUUACGAGCAUCAUGACAUCGAAAACGGGGAUCCAGACUCGUUACUUCACAAGUACGGCUCGUUCGACCGGGUCUUCGCUUUCCUCACAUUCCAUUUCGUGUCUGACUUGAAGAAGGGAUACCACAACGUCCACCGCUUGCUUAAGGACAGUGGAGAGUGCCUGACUGUCAACUUCACAAGGACUGGCAUAACAGACGUGUGGCACCGGAUGUACCAGAAGCAAGAAUGGAGGCCCUACCUUCCUGACUUGAGGGCGGUUUUCGCGGAGAGGUUCUGCUUCGACAGGCCAGUGCCUGAAAGAGAGCUGAUGGAACGUGAGAAAAAGGCUGUGACUUCCGCUGGGCUGGAUUUGAUCUCCUGCAAGACUUACAGAAGCCAGUGGGUUCUUCCAAGUGUGAAAGCUUGUGUUGAUUUGUACGUGCCACUGUUCAAGCUGAAUGCCAAGGUUCCUAAGGAAAAACAAAGUGAAUUUGUGGACGCCUUGCAAUCCACAAUCUACGAGGCAUCAGGCACAAGCGCUGGACGCAUCGUGUUCAACUAUGACAGCAUUGUGACACACUCUCAGAAACGUCAAUCAUCACUAGCUUGCCAUUCGUGCAGAAGAUUGGAGUAUGUGUAAACAAGUGGAACUCUUGAAGAAGUGACAGCGAUGAUAGUGCUAAUGGAAUUUCUGUAAACUGUAGCGUUGCAGCAAGAAAAAUUAGAGGGCUCGUUUUUUUUGUUUCUUACAACCUUACUGAAAACCAGCAGAUAAUGAAGCCAAG